This is a messenger RNA of Haliotis rufescens (red abalone), 1707 nucleotides long. RefSeq names its product ADP-dependent glucokinase-like. The transcript has 5 exons. Gene Ontology annotation, cellular component: endoplasmic reticulum. Gene Ontology annotation, biological process: glucose metabolic process. The record is from RefSeq and is a predicted model, not a curated record. Gene Ontology annotation, molecular function: ADP-specific glucokinase activity. The coding region runs from base 103 to 1533 and encodes 476 amino acids. Lineage: Eukaryota; Metazoa; Mollusca; Gastropoda; Lepetellida; Haliotidae.
UUGUUUUGAUUGUUCACAAGCCACGCACAUUGAAUUGGAGAUCCUGUCAUAGCCGGUUCUUAUCUUUUUUGAGACCUUUGUUGUUGUUUAUAUAGCAGAAACAUGGCGUCAACAGGUUUCAAGGCAGGCAGUGUCAUCACCGUCCUUGUUGUAAUAGCUGCAUAUUUGUGCAAGCGUCAUGCAGACGAAGCAUUGCGAGAGCGGGUGCAUCAAGUGUUGUCCGGGUUACUGCGGGCCGAAAAAAAGGUUCCGCAUCCAAAGUUUCGGGUCGCGAUCGGAUUUGGAGGAUGUCAAGAUUUAGUUUCUGAUGGGCUAGAAUUGUUGGAAAAAAUGCACAUUAGUGCACCCGACAACCCAAAACAUUUCCACUCGGUUCAUAAUGAAACGGAACUUGCCCAGCUGAUGGGAUUCUUCUUCAGGCACGGUGCUGCUGCAGAGCGAUACAUUUCCAAUGAAACACUGUUCAAGGAGCUAGUUGACAAGGCAGACAGUCUGUCACAUCGGGUGUGGUCAUUGGGGGGUAACGCCCCAGUCAUGGCUAACAGAUUAGCCAAAGAAGGACUAGAUGUACUGCUUGGGGCAAGACUUACUCCCAACAUGGCAAAGGCGCUUGAUCCAAGCAUUAAAGUGACAGGGAAGCAGACGACAACGGAGGACGUCCACCUCCUUAUGGAAUACAAAGCAGGUGCCAAGUGGGGACAAUACACAGCACCUCGGGCCAACAGACUGAUCGUGCACAGUGACUCAGUGAACCCCUUCCUAGAAUCUCUGGAGGAGUUCCAGCAGCAGCUGGAGACAUACAACGCCGACCUGCUGAUUGUUGGCGGGCUGCAGAUGAUGGACAACUUCCCAUUUAAAGAUGGAAAAAGGCAAGAAAGGGUGAAGAAAUUAGAGUCAACUCUUUCUAACAUUCCCAAAAAGACCCAGAUUCAUUUUGAACUGGCAUCCUUCACAGAUAAAAGCCUCAUGGAUGAGAUCUAUGAAAGUGUGGUCCUUUACUCAGAUUCACUCGGUAUGAACGAACAGGAACUGCCAAACCUUGUCAGCAUGAUGACCGGUGGGAAUGUCACGCUUCUCUCCGACAGCCAUCCUAGAAUCGCAACAACCCUAGACCAGAUGAGGCAGGUGUACAACAUGCUCAAAAACACCAAAGAAACGGGGGGCCGAAGAAAACUUACACGCAUCCACUUGCAUACUCUUGCAUACCAAGCAAUCCUUACGAAAAAAGGGUCUGCGUGGAAAAACACGAUGUCUGCUGCUGCGAAGGCCGCACUCACCGCUCAUCGACAUGUCUGCGGGUCUCAGUACAUUCACGUGGAAAAAGCAAAGUUAAUUGUGGAUGAUUCCUUUUCAUCCAGUAAAAGUGACCCCAAGCCACAAAGGAUCCCAUUCAAGGAUAAUCGUCCAGUCACCUGCUGGGAGGAGGAGGAUUAUGAGAUCUGCAUCGCGCCGGUGCUUGUGUGCACGCAGGUGUUGCAGACUGGGGGUGGUGGGGACAACGUGUCAUCAGCUGGUCUGGUGCUGCAACUGUAGAGAGAACCCUUAUCUUAUUGUUACCCAAACUACCAUGCUUACAUUGCAAUAAUUUACCUUGACACUUUGCUAAUAUGUGCACAUUGAUAAUAUAUUGUUCUCUGUACUAAUGCCCUUAACAUGUGUUUAUAAAUAAAUAAAUAAAUAAAUAAAUAAAUAAAUAAAUAAAUAAAU